Molecule: messenger RNA, 414 nt
Organism: Abrus precatorius (Indian licorice)
Lineage: Eukaryota; Viridiplantae; Streptophyta; Magnoliopsida; Fabales; Fabaceae
Product: cytochrome c oxidase subunit 5C-2
Exons: 2
Coding region: 74-268 (64 amino acids)
Source: RefSeq, a predicted model, not a curated record
GUUUUUCCGAACUCCAUCGACGACUAUCUUAGCUUGUGUCUCUGAGUUUUCAAGCUUAAAGACAAAGAAGAAAAUGGCUGGUCCUAGGAUUGCUCAUGCUACCUUGAAGGGGCCAAGCGUGGUAAAGGAGAUACUAAUUGGAAUAACACUUGGUUUAGCUGCUGGCAGUGUUUGGAAGAUGCAUCACUGGAAUGAACAAAGGAAAGUGAGGACCUUCUAUGAUUUACUGGAAAAAGGUGAGAUUAGUGUUAUUGCAGAGGAAGAGUGAAAAUGGUCUUGCUUUGUGCCUAUGCUCUCCAUUUAUAGGCUUUUUUUUUCCCUGCUAUAUUCAAGUGGCUCUUUAAAUGUAAAUGAGCCAACUUACUAUGAGAUUGAAAGAAUAAAUUUCUUGCACUGAUCGAGGACUAUGUUGGC